AUGGCCGGCGGAAUCACCGUUCGCGAUGUCGAUGCGCAAAAGUUCAUCACUGCCUAUGCUGCUUUCUUGAAGCGCCAGGGCAAGCUGCCCAUUCCCGGUUGGGUUGACACCGUCAAGACUGGUCCCGCCAAGGAGCUCCCUCCUCAGGACAUUGACUGGUUCUACGUCCGCGCCGCCUCCGUCGCCCGCCACGUCUACCUCCGCAAGACCGUCGGUGUUGGCCGUCUCCGCAAGGUCCACGGCACUGCCAAGAACCGUGGCAACCGCCCCUCUCACCACGUUGACGCCUCCGGCUCCGUCGACCGCAAGGUCCUCCAGGCCCUCGAGAAGAUUGGCGUCGUUGAGCAGGACGAGGACAAGGGUGGUCGCCGCAUCACCCAGUCCGGCCAGCGUGAUUUGGACCGUAUUGCCCAGACCACCGCUGAGGCCGAGGAGGAGGAUGAGGAGUAAAUUUACCAAUAAAAAAAAGUUGAACUCUUUUUAAUUUCCUUUUUUUUCUUCCUUCAACUGUCAUGGAUAGGCGGCAUUUGGAAUGGGCGUACGGUCUUCUAGUUUGAGAUGUAUGAACAAGAUUCCCUCUGGUUUUUGGGCUUUCGGUUAUCAAACUGGACGUGUCGCAGCCGUCUCUUCAUGAUCAAUUUUGCGCUCCCAUGAUACGUGUGACUGUAUGAGCCAACGUGGAUGCCAGCCUGCGGUGCGUAAUGAAUGCUUGUAGUAUGUAGAGAUGGAGUUUCGUAGGGAAUAUGAAUUAGCUGUUUGCUCCUUGAUAUAUGGUGGGAGAGCCCAGAUCGAAUGGAUUUGCCAACAGAAAAAUACCCAUACCUGC
Molecule: messenger RNA, 826 nt
Organism: Trichoderma asperellum CBS 433.97
Lineage: Eukaryota; Fungi; Ascomycota; Sordariomycetes; Hypocreales; Hypocreaceae
Gene: RPS19
Product: 40S ribosomal protein eS19
Biological process (GO): translation; ribosomal small subunit assembly
Cellular component (GO): cytosolic small ribosomal subunit; ribosome
Molecular function (GO): RNA binding; structural constituent of ribosome
Source: RefSeq, a predicted model, not a curated record